GCGAGAUCAAAAGUCUCAUUCUAUCAUAAAUCGUCCAAAAUCUGCCAUGAAGAAGAUAAACCUUGCCUCAAAAGAACAAAAUUCUAUCCAGACUUUCAAAUAAAGACUUGCUAGAAACAAGCUCAAGGAGAGUAGCUCUACCUCCAAAGCCAGACUUGUCCGAUGAAAAACAGUUUACUAAAAUAGCUAAAUUCUGUAAUUUUCAUAAAAAGAUCUUUGAUCUGACAAGUCUUGAAAAUGGGCAAGGAAAGUCUCCGUCAAACUCAGGACACAAGUAUUCUAGGCGAAAGAUGCUUAACAAGAAUCCCAACUGCAACCACAAUAGUAAUAACAUCUUCUACCAACCGUGCUUUAACAUCAAGUUCGAUGACAAAGCUCAGAAAAAGGAAGAGGCUUUAAAGAAGUAUUUUUUCCCAGAAUCUGAUAAAGCUGAGCCCAAAAUACCCAAGGACCUCAACUUUGUCGAAGAAAUGAUCAGAUUCAUGAAGACAAAAGGAACCCAAAAUUUUAUCAACUUUCUAAAGGAGGAUGUAAGGCAUGAGUUCAAAAGAAUCUCUAAAAAUCCUGACCUGCCCAUUUGGACAGAUGAGAAACCUUCUUUAGACCUGUCUGGAUGAAUCAGACGGAAGAAAUCGGCUGAUAUAAAUACCACUCCUUCACCUCUGAGUAAAAUGGCAAUCGCUAACAAGACUUAUUUCUUAAUGCUACUAAUUGAGCGGAGAAUUACAGGAAAUAAUUUGAUAAAAACUUUAGAGACCUUCCAGUAUUAUACGCCUCAGAGAUAUGAUGAAAGCUGAUCUUUAUGAAAAUGGAUAGAUAUCUCAAUUUCCGAAGGAUCCAAGGUUUGAAAUGAUCCAGAGUUUCCCUUCUUCAAAUAAAUUUCAGAUUGUUCAAAACGAGUCAUCCAAAUUAAAACGAAAUUUGGCAAAAAGCUAUAAGUAUCAGCCAAAAUUGAGCUUCCUUAGUCAUGGAGAGCAACCUGUCUUCAAUAGAGUCCUAGGAUGCUCAAAAAUUAGCAACUCAAGCAAGACCCCAAUAGUUAAGCAGAAGAAAUAAAUCCAUCCAAGUUCCAAUCUGGAAGCAGAAGCCUCCUGAGGGUAAAGACAAGGCAGAAUGGAAGGAGAAAGCAUACCGAAAAUACUUAGAACACAUCUGAGAAACUAAUGGAGUUGCUAUAACUAAAUAACAACACUCUCAAUGCCAAACAAAAGCACUGCCAACAGCAGUUUAAGUACUUCGUUGGUCACGGGAAUAAUUCAAAAUUGGUCCAGAAAGCCCUGAAGAAACGAUUUUGGUGGGUUGCGGGCUCACGAGAAGAAUGGCAAGGUUUCAAUUUUAUAUGGACUCAAUGGCGAAGAAACUUUAUUAUAAAAACCUUACAGUUAGAAGACAACCUUCAACCUGAUAGCGAUGAUUUAACCACAUGUCUGACAGAUAAAGCCCACAACGAUAACUGUUCAGAUUUUGAUCAAGAAGAAUCAGAAUGUUUUGUUGAAAAGAAGUCAAACCCUUGCAAUGAAGAAGACUCUAAACAGGAACUAAAUGUAAGUAGACCAAGACCUACAAACGUGCUGACCCAAAUUGAAACCUCAAGUCUUCAUGAGGAUACAAUCUACAACCAUUUAGAAGGAAACUUCCACUUGUCCAACAAAAAGGCUUUAUUCUACAACAUGAAAGCUCUUUGAGACUGGAAUGAAGAGGAUGUUUUUGAGUACUUACCGGUGACAUUCCAUAUUAAAGAAGGCCUCUUUGAUGCAGAAUUUUCUAAAUUUGAACAAUAUUAUCAUUCACUUCAAGACAAACUUAAGGACUCUAAGCGUAAAUACCACAAUACAUGGAUAAUCAAACCUGGCGAAAACACUAAUCGAGGUUGUGGAAUUCAGUACUGUACAGAUUUUGAAGAUAUAAAAAGAAUUAUCGGGAAGAAAGUCUGCUUCCCUUCAACUGGAAGUACCAGAUCCUACAUAAUCCAGAAGUAUCUAGACAACCCUUUCCUGUACAAUAAGCGGAAAUUUGAUAUCCGAUGAUUUAUCUUGAUUACUUCGUACAACGGAAACAUUCAGGCUUACUGGGCUAAAGAUGGUUACAUGAGAACAGCAUCAAGAGAAUUUUCAAUUACGAACCGCUCUAAGUACAUUCAUCUCACUAAUGAUGCCAUCCAGAAGCACUGAGACGAUUACUCAAAAUAUGAAAAUGGAAAUAAACUAUCUUACUAUAACUUUCAAAAAUAUCUUGAUAAGAAUCAUCCACAUUUAAAAUGAGAUUUUCAGAAAGAUAUAGUCCCUAAGCUGAAAAAGAUCACUCUUAAAGGGGUUGAAAGUGUUUACAAAGGGUUAAACCCAAAGAAAAGGAAGCACAUGUUUGAGAUCUUUGGGCUUGAUUUUAUCUUGGAUGACAAAUUGAAGCCAUUCUUGUUGGAAAUGAACACUAACCCAUGCUUGGAACUUUCUUCAACAUAUCUAUCCUAUCUAAUUCCGCAUAUUAUCGAAAGUGCUAUACAAGUAGCUGUGGAUCCGUUCUUUCAACCUGAAAUUUGGCCUAAAUCUAAACGGCAUCUGAUACCAGAGCCUACAGAAACUUUUGAACUAAUCUUCAACGAGCGGACAGAUGGUCACAAAUUCAAAAAGUUCCAAGGGCCUAAACCUGGAAACUUUGAAGUAAUUGAGGAAGAAGAUGUAUAGCC
Moneuplotes crassus is the source of this 2683-nucleotide messenger RNA. Lineage: Eukaryota; Ciliophora; Spirotrichea; Euplotida; Euplotidae. The record is from the annotation of a GenBank genome assembly.